This is a messenger RNA of Sardina pilchardus (European sardine), 1962 nucleotides long. It is a transcript of the gene hdac10, whose product is annotated as histone deacetylase 10. Gene Ontology annotation, biological process: negative regulation of transcription by RNA polymerase II. The transcript is spliced from 18 exons. The annotation marks the transcript as partial. The record is from RefSeq and is a predicted model, not a curated record. NCBI's taxonomy places the organism in Eukaryota, Metazoa, Chordata, Actinopteri, Clupeiformes, Clupeidae. Gene Ontology annotation, molecular function: deacetylase activity.
UGUUUCAACAGCGAGGAGUAUCUUGAAGCUGUCAAACAGACUCCCCACAUGACGCUGGAGGAUCUAAUGACUUUCACCCAGCAGUAUGGAGAUGUUUAUUUCCAUCCGAACAUCUUCCACUGUGCCAAACUGGCGAUAGGGGCCACCCUGCAGUUAGUGGACAGUGUGAUGACGGAAAAAGUGAGGAAUGGAAUUGCAUUAGUCAGACCCCCUGGUCAUCACAGCCAAAGAAGUGCUGCCAACGGUUUCUGUGUUUUCAACAACGUCGCCAUUGCUGCUCACUACGCUAAGAAACACUAUGGUGUUAAAAGGGUUCUGAUUGUUGACUGGGACGUGCAUCAUGGGCAAGGUGUUCAGUACUGUUUCGAGGAGGACCCAAGUGUACUCUACUUCUCUUGGCACCGCUUUGAGCACCAAAGCUUUUGGCCCAACCUUCCAGAAUCAGAUUAUGACAACGUGGGAAAGGGAAAAGGAGCAGGAUUUAAUAUCAAUGUACCAUGGAAUAAGGUGGGAAUGAACAAUAGUGACUACCUCUCUGUCUUCUUCCAUGUGCUACUGCCAGUUGCUUAUGAGUUCAACCCUGAGCUAGUUCUGGUGUCAGCAGGGUUUGAUUCCGCCAUAGGAGACCCAGAGGGUCACAUGUGUGCCACUCCAGAGAUCUUUGCUCACCUCACUCACCUACUGAUGCCCCUGGCAGGGGGCAAGUUGUGCGCGGUUCUUGAGGGUGGAUAUCACUUGACCUCGCUUGCCCAGUCAGUGUGCCAAACCGUGCAGAGCCUCCUAGGGGAUCCUGCUCCUCUGCUGACCAAUGUGAGCUCCCCAUGUGAGAGUGCACUGGAGUCCCUUCAGAAUGUGAGGUCUGCACAUCAACAGUAUUGGACUUGCUUUAAACACUCUGCUGCGGCCCCAGUCCCAGAGCCCAGCACCAAACGCCUCAGGACAGAUGUGGGUGGUGGUGGUGAGGAAGUCCAGGCGGAGCAGGUGACUGGACAACAGGCAGAGGAGCAGACAGAGGAGGAAGUGGUCUGGCCUGAGCCUCUACCUAGGACAGCCCCUUCAGUCUGCACAGCUGCUGCGCUCCCUCCUGGUGGGGAGGACUCCCUGCCACAGGGCUGUCGGUGCUUGGUGGAUGCAUCCCACUCUUCAAUCGGAACAGUGCAGAAACUUAGAGAUGAGCUCAAUGAAGGAGAUGUGAAGGAUGAGAGGGUGGUGGGAAGCCUCCGGCAGGUGAUCUCACUUUUGGACCAAGUGGAUAAGAAAGAGAUCCGCAAUGGUUUGGCACUGGUGCCAGAUAUAUCUCUGGCUGUGAAAUUUGCUGUUCAGCAUGCACUAACCUCCACUGACCGGGUUCUGGUAGUAUUGGUUGGUGAUGAUGAGUUGCCGGUGGACUCAGACGAUGGGAGAGUCCUCUUGGUACAGAUUUGCAGUAAAGAGCCUAAACUCCAAAAAUCCCAGUACCAUGUUUCAGUGUGCUUGAAGCAAGGUCCCAGUGAUGUUGCCGGGUUGCUGCACUCUGUACUGGGCCUACUGCUGCCCAUGGCAUACCAGCACAACCCCGGGAUGGUCCUGCAGGUCCUGGCACAGGACAGCAGGGUGAAGGAGGCAGCGUGGGCACAGCUUACUAGCCUGCUACAGGGUCUUGCACUAGGGCACACACUGGCCCUGCUACAGGAAUCGCAUCAGGCCCUAGUGAGGGCCACUGCGGCCUCUCUGAUGGGGGACCCAGUCCCUGCCCUAGGGCCCCAGGGGGCUCUCUCCCCGGACGCUGUGCAGGCCAUAGAGGGAGAGAGGAGGAGACUGGAGAUGAAGUGGGGAAUGCUGCACACCUCGGUUGCCGGCAAGAAAUCUCUGGAGCAAAACCAAUGAAGCCAUCACAGUAUUAUUUUGAUACAUUUCAAUACUGACAACCAUCUCUUUUUUAUGAUUUUGUUGUUUUUUACAUUAAAGAGAUAUUCAUACCAA